GUGUCAGCAACUAGCAUAAGUGUGCUCUGCUCUGCUGCAACUCUUAGCCCUUCUCCCAAUUUUCUUUUCCCAAAUCUCGUGUUGUUACCUGUCAAACACACUCUCUCCCUGACCCCGUCCAUGUCGUCCUCUAAAGUUAAUGAAGUCUGGGACUUGGAAGAUGUUUGGUUCGGCCUAACAAGCUCUGCAGAGCGGAGAAAACUGCAGAAUCGGCUCAACCAACGGGCCUACAGGAGAAGAAGACACCACAGAAAUCUGGCCGCAGUACAGGAGUCUGUGGGAUGUACCCAAGCCAUCAAUCCAAAGUCAGCAAGGUCUUUCAGUACACAGGCCGGUUGCGUCGAACGGCACUCUGUGCAUGUCAACAAACUUGCGGAGCGCCCUAUGUUUCUGCUACUUAAGUGGCCGAACUUACGGCGUGAUGCCUUGGAAUUCUUGCAGAGAGCCACUACAAACUGGAGCCUCAACUUACCCCAACCACGGGAUCUACCAAGCUUGUCACGACUGAAUGCCUUCGAUGCUCUCGCUCGCAACGCUAUGGUGCUACGUAUCCCUCAUGAGUAUCUUGAGACAGAUGAGCACCACUCACUAUUCAAUUACCACGGCCCUGUUGUUCAUUCUUCUAAAGCACCUCUGCCUCCAAGCCUAUGCCCAACAGAGCUCCAGAAAGCUAUCGUUCAUCACUCUUGGCUCGAUAUUUUCCCUUUCCCUAAUCUAAGAAACAACAUCCUCCGUGGCAUCCAGCUAGGCCAACUUGAGGAGGAUGAGCUCUGUGAUAGGCUUUGUUGUGAUUUACUAAGUUUCAAUGAGGACUCCAUCCCAUCCCUGCUGAUCUGGGGGGACUCGUGGGAUGCAGCGGGAUGGGAAUUCAGUCCUCAGUUCUUUGAGGAGUGGGGGUUUUUACUCGAAGGAUGUCCUGAGCUGAUACAGGCAACAAAUUAUUGGAGGGAAGUACGCGGGGAAUUGAAAAUUGAAUUUGACUCAAACUAGAUGGCUUUCUCCUUUAUUACAGUCUCUAUUUUAAUC
This is a messenger RNA of Fusarium odoratissimum NRRL 54006, 1026 nucleotides long. RefSeq lists its product as uncharacterized. Lineage: Eukaryota; Fungi; Ascomycota; Sordariomycetes; Hypocreales; Nectriaceae. The transcript has 2 exons. The record is from RefSeq and is a predicted model, not a curated record. The coding region runs from base 121 to 990 and encodes 289 amino acids.